Molecule: messenger RNA, 2808 nt
Organism: Toxorhynchites rutilus septentrionalis
Lineage: Eukaryota; Metazoa; Arthropoda; Insecta; Diptera; Culicidae
Gene: cad
Product: homeotic protein caudal
Exons: 4
Coding region: 683-1744 (353 amino acids)
Biological process (GO): cell differentiation; regulation of transcription by RNA polymerase II; animal organ morphogenesis
Cellular component (GO): nucleus
Molecular function (GO): DNA-binding transcription factor activity, RNA polymerase II-specific; RNA polymerase II transcription regulatory region sequence-specific DNA binding
Source: RefSeq, a predicted model, not a curated record
CCCAAUGUCAAAACGUACUGUUACAUGUUUGCCUCUGUACGAUCAUUGUUAAUUGUCGUAAAUGCAGAUUAGUAGACGAUUGUUGGUGCGAGUAUGAACUUCAUAAGCGAGGUUCGGUCGUGAUGUGCGAAUCUAUCGGGACAUAUUAUUUAUUUUACUUAGAUGACCAUAUAGCAUUCGAAUGACUGCUGUUCGAAUCGCGUUGCUCGCGGAGUGAGUGAAACAAAAUUCUAGAAAAAAAAGGUGGAUAUCAAAAUACAACGACGUCCGCCAUUUCCAUGUCUGUGUCCGAGUUUCAUCGAGUGAAGUCGCACUCCGCUCCUUCUCCGAUAGUAGACGUCUGGAAGGUGUGUUGGCCGUUGUUCCCUGUAGGAGAGAAGAUAAACUGAACAUAAAGGAUUAAUAAAUGAGAACUGUCGAAUUAGUUGUUUAUUUGUUGUUCGUUGAAUUGGAUUGACAAUAAAGUGUGCCCUUGGUGUGUGACAGUGUCACUGAAACAUCUCACACUCAUUAGUGUGAUUUGUAGUGAGUCCUGAAACUAGCAAGCAAAAGUUCAUUUGCACGUAUAAUGACAUAAGAAGUGUUUGGUGUAUGCUUAAAAUGAAUUGAAAUCCACAUUCGGAUUAUUAUUGUAGUGUGACAUACUGAUAGCGAUAUUAGUGCGUAGAACGCAGGUUUUAAAAUGGUGUCCUAUUACAACCACUUCGCAAUGUACCCGAAGAAUCACAGUGGCAAUCUGCCGUACUCGGCAACCUCCGGCUGGUACCCUCCAAACUAUCAGCACCAGCCGCCGCAUCCACAGUUCAUCGGCGAUGGGGAAACCUCGCCCCAGCCAAUGUAUUACUCGCACCAUCAUGUUUUCCACCAGUCCAGUCCGGACUGGAACAGUCACGAGAACUUCACCACACCGCCACAGUCAGCCUUGCUUCCACACGGGCCCAGUCCCGGUGGGCUCCAUCUGGGGCCGGCUGCUUCCGGCCACGCCAGUAACAACAACGUCGGAGAGCAUAUGGCCGAAGGCAUGCACAGUAUACCGUCGCCCCCGAUCACGGUAUCGGGCAGCGAUAUGUCUAGCCCAGGGGUACCGACCGGGUCGUCCUCACCGCACGUUACCUCCCGACCAACCCCAGUGAAAAGCCCCUUCGAGUGGAUGAAGAAACAGUCCUACCAGUCGCAGCCCAAUCCAGGCCUGAUCAACAUCUGCUCGGCACCGUCCCUGCAAGAUUUCACCCCCUUGGAAUCCGGUGGGAAAACCCGCACCAAGGACAAGUACCGCGUCGUCUACACCGACCAGCAGCGAGUGGAGCUGGAGAAAGAGUUCCACUUCACUCGAUACAUAACGAUCCGGCGGAAAUCGGAGCUGGCCCAAUCGCUCCAGCUGUCCGAGCGGCAGGUGAAGAUUUGGUUCCAAAAUCGCCGCGCCAAGGACCGCAAGCAGAAGAAGAAGGCCGAAAACGGUUCCGUCAACCUGUCCGGCCAGUCCCUGAUGGCAGUCCAUUCGCAGCACAAUGCCCACCACCAAGGUAUGUCCAGUUUGCUCGUGGACACCAAACCGAAACUCGAACCAUCGCUACACCUGUCCCACUUGCAUCAGAUGAGUGCCAUGAGCAUGGGCAUGGGUUCGAUGGGAUUACAUCCGGCACAUCACCAUCUCCACCAUCCGCAUCUGGGUAUGCCCACGACGCAGCAUCUAAAUCAGGGCUCUUCCCCACAGAUGCCACCAACCUCCUUAAGUAUAAUGUGAUGUGGUUCGGUUGAUAACCUUCUUUAAAAAAAAACCUAGCACGUAAGGCCCUAAAUUAUGAUCGAAUAGCCUGCUUAAAAAUAAAUAUAGCGGAAGGAAAGUCGUUCGGAUUAGUUAGGGAGGGUUGCAUCCGAUCAGAAGUAGGGGAAACUGCGCGAUACAGCGUGAUACAUGCGAACUGUUGCCUUACUAAAUCAAAAUCAUUAAACCAUUUUGUUUUGUUAUCCCGGGACUUGUAACCGCCACCGACAUUCCGGUCACGUUGGGAAACUAGAAAACAAAAAAAGUGACAACCAUUCCGCCGUCCAAAAUCCAAAACGGAAAACCGGCAAUGUCUAAAAUACCUAUUAAUGAGCAGCAAAAUUCCCCAGUCCGGAUGGUGGCUUAGUACCUUAACAAAAACUCCCGCGACCUCUCCCCACUGCGUGGCGCGCAACCCUGAGUUAUAGGAACAAAAAAAGUUAAGAUUAUUCUUCUUGAGAUUCUUUCAAAACCAAAACGCGAAAGAGAAGUAUCGAAAAUCGAUUAAACUUUGGAAUCGUAGUAAUAGCGAAACAAAAAAAAAACAAGUGCAAUGUAUAAAAUGAUAUACUUUUUAAUCAAUUUAACUUAGUCCGUAAGAAUUGUUAUUCUUCAUAGCGUAGCAAGUUUAGUUUUAGACGCAAUCGUGUGUGAAGCCUUCGAACAAAACAAACAAACAAAAAAAUAAGAAUAAAAACAAAAUCAGCUACGCACCAGCUACUUAAUAGGAUUAGUUGCCCGUUAGUGCGGAUAUUGUGAUUUACAUCAUUUCGUAAUAGCUACUAACGCGCUGUAAUACUUCGACUGUCGUAUUGAUCUUAUAGAUCCUGGUUUGCUUUCAUCACUCCCAUUCUGCAAUAUCUCCACGGAAACAGUAUUUACAGAAUUUUCCACAAAAAAACUGUAGAUUAUUUUUUCGGUGUGAAAUAUGAACUAUACUAGAUAUACUAGAGAAUAAAACUUUGAAUAAGUGAGGGGAAAAUUCUGUAUUGUAUAAAAAAAAAAGUUAACGGCGAAAUAGAGACAACUACAAAUCAAAAUCG